UGUGAUACACGGGAGACCCCCCUCCCCUAUCUCCACAGCAGAUGAGUAAAUGUCACUUUCAAAGGUACACUGGCACACAAAAAAAGGCGGUACAAUGAAAAUAAUACAAAUUGCCACUCGUUUAUGGGCCACAGUGGCUCACGAAGGGUACUAUCAAAGGAGAGUGUGUCCCUGUGAAGUCAUUUGAUCCUUCAAAGCUGUUGCGAGUUUUUGCUUGUUUUCUGAGAUACGGUUUCUCUGUGGAGCUCAGGCUGUCCAGGACCUCGCUCUAUAGAUCAGGGAUUCGUCUGACUCGGUCUCCCCGGUUCUGGGAUUAAAGGCGUGCACACUACGGGCUGCGGUUUUUAUUAAUAAAAUAUUGGACACGUUUGCCAAAAAAAAAAAAAAAAGCAGAGUCGGUCAGUGUGAGCUGCAUUCCCCUUCCCCAACACGAACUCACUUCUACUAGGCAACAGUGACCCACGGGGGACCGACGUGAACCCCGUGGGAACCCCGCCGGGACUCUUGAGCACUUCCGGUUCCUGAGCGGCCCACCCCCACAUCCAGACGGCCUUGCGCACGCGCGCCUUAGUAUUAUUGGUGUGGUCUGAGCGUGCGCCUUUCUGUAGGCUCCAGAAGACACGGGCGACCCGGAAGACUUUCCUGCCACACUCCAGAGCCAGUGCGAGGGGCGUCGAUGGCGGAGGUUGCGGAGGUACCGCACCACCAAAGAAAGGUUCCACGAAUACCUGGAUGCAGACAAGCAGGAGGGUGCGUGCCAGGAAACGCCUACAGAGGGCCCAGCUGAACCGGAGGCCAAAAGAAUCCGCUUGGAAGAUGGGCAGGAGAAUGGGAAGACAGAGGUGGCAGUUGAGUCCCAUGAAAGGCAGGUGCCCAAGAGGGCCCGGGGCCAAAACAAAAGCCGGCCCCACAUGAAGCCAGCACACUAUGACAAGGAGAGGCUCUGCCCAUCCCUCCUUCAGGAGUCGGCCACUCCAUGUGCAUUUGGAGACCGUUGCCGCUUCCUGCAUGAUGUGGGGCGCUACCUGGAGACCAAACCAGCAGACCUGGGCCCCCACUGCGUGCUCUUCAACACCUUCGGCCGGUGCCCUUACAGCAUGACCUGUCGUUUUGCUGGGGCACACUUGGGACCUGAGGGUCAGAACCUGGUGCAGGAGGAGGUGGUGGCCCGCUGUGCACAGCUCCCUUCGGUGCGAAAUGGCCUCGACAGGGCUCUGCAGCAGCAGCUGCGGAAGCGCCAAGUUUGCUUUGAGCGAGCUGAGCAGGCCCUGAGCCACCUUACCCAGGGCCCCAUGCCCACGAUUGCCCCUGAGAGCACUGUGGCCACAUUGACCCCAAAGCACAGCAGCUGCCAUGUCCAGCUAGACAACGUAGGAGGGGACGGUGCCGGGCAGGGCAGCCCUGUGCCCACCUGCGGCCCCUUGACCGACGAGGAUGUGGUCCGGCUGCGGCCCUGUGAGAAGAAGCGGCUAGACAUCAGCGGAAAGCUGUACCUGGCUCCUUUAACCACGUGUGGAAACCUACCCUUUCGCCGUAUCUGCAAGCGCUUCGGUGCAGAUGUGACCUGCGGUGAGAUGGCCAUGUGCACAAACCUGCUCCAGGGACAGAUGUCUGAGUGGGCUUUGCUCAAGCGCCACCCCUGCGAGGACAUCUUCGGGGUUCAGCUGGAGGGCGCAUUCCCUGACACCAUGACCAAGUGUGCUGAGCUGCUCAACCGCACGAUUGACGUGGACUUCGUGGACAUCAACGUGGGCUGCCCUAUCGACCUCGUCUAUAAGAAGGGUGGUGGCUGUGCACUCAUGAAUCGCUCAGCCAAGUUCCAACAGAUUGUGCGGGGCAUGAAUGAGGUGUUGGAUGUACCCUUGACGGUGAAGAUGCGCACGGGUGUUCAGGAGCGUGUGAGCCUGGCACACCGACUGCUGCCUGAACUGCGGAACUGGGGUGUUGCACUGGUCACACUCCAUGGCCGCUCCAGGGAACAGCGCUACACCAGGCUGGCCGACUGGCCCUACAUCGAACAGUGUGCCAAGGUGGCCAGCCCCAUGCCCCUGUUUGGAAAUGGAGACAUCCUUUCGUUUGAGGACGCCAACUGUGCCAUGCAGACAGGGGUUGCUGGGAUCAUGGUUGCCCGUGGCGCCUUGCUCAAGCCCUGGCUGUUCACUGAGAUCAAAGAACAGAGACACUGGGACAUCUCAUCCUCUGAGCGCCUGGACAUCUUGAGAGACUUCACACACUAUGGCCUGGAACACUGGGGCUCUGACACACAGGGUGUGGAACGGACCCGGCGCUUCCUUCUUGAGUGGCUCUCCUUUCUUUGCAGGUAUGUGCCCGUGGGCCUGCUGGAACGACUGCCACAGAGGAUCAAUGAAAGGCCACCCUACUACUUAGGCCGUGACUACCUGGAGACACUCAUGGCCAGCCAGCAGGCUGCAGACUGGAUUCGAAUCAGUGAGAUGCUGCUUGGACCAGUUCCACCUGGCUUCGUCUUCCUGCCCAAGCACAAAGCCAAUGCCUACAAGUAGCUAACAGAGACAAUAAAUUUUAUUCUUGUAGAA
Rattus norvegicus (Norway rat) is the source of this 2555-nucleotide messenger RNA. RefSeq names its product dihydrouridine synthase 3-like (gene Dus3l). Gene Ontology annotation, molecular function: tRNA dihydrouridine synthase activity; mRNA dihydrouridine synthase activity; metal ion binding. Gene Ontology annotation, biological process: tRNA processing. NCBI's taxonomy places the organism in Eukaryota, Metazoa, Chordata, Mammalia, Rodentia, Muridae. The record is from RefSeq and is a predicted model, not a curated record.